This is a messenger RNA of Pichia kudriavzevii, 4647 nucleotides long. RefSeq lists its product as uncharacterized. The record is from RefSeq and is a predicted model, not a curated record. The coding region runs from base 1 to 4647 and encodes 1548 amino acids. Gene Ontology annotation, cellular component: cytosol. NCBI's taxonomy places the organism in Eukaryota, Fungi, Ascomycota, Pichiomycetes, Pichiales, Pichiaceae. The transcript has a single exon.
AUGGAAUUUUCUGUCCCCCAAGAGUCAAGUACUGAUGUGGAUUUGCAACUGACCAGGCUAGCAAAAGACUUUCAUGAUGGAUACUUGACAGAGAAAGGUUAUAUUAAAAAGCGAAUGGAAUUGCUAGGCAUGACUCAGGGCAGUGUUUCUGAAACUGGCAGCCAUUCAUACACCACGUCAGAUACCAACAAGCAUACCAAAAAUAAUAGCUUGCAUUCAGUCACGACAACAUCAUCUGUGGGAAAUCAUGCUAACAACUCAAAUUCUGAUAUUGUAAACGAUUUCUGGCAUCCUGGACAUCAGAUUUCGUCCUCAGUUGAUGAAGCUUCCGGCAGUCAACCUGCCUUCUAUAGAGAUGAAAUGAUUGCAAAAUAUAAGAACAUACAGGCAAACCAUGACUACGAAUUUAGAAAAGAAUUGCAGAAACCAUUAGACCCACGUGAUGUGUCUUCACACAUCGAACCUAGGUAUGAGGUGAGCAACUUGGCAAUGAUUUUGCGUAAACGUGCCAAGUUGUCUGAAAGAGAACCAGCAGUUUUGAUUAUUGAUGAACGUGGUAAAGAAAGUAAAGUUAUUACGUGGGAUAAGCUCUAUUAUCGUGCAGAAAAAAUUUCAAAACAAAUCAAAAAUAAAGCUGCUUUAUAUCCAGGAGACCGUGUCUGUUUAAUCUACCAAAACAUUGAAAUUAUUGAUUUCAUGGCUGCUUUGUAUGGCUGCUUUCUGGCUGGAGUUGUUGCAGUCCCUUUGAAUAGCUCAACUCCUACCAGAGAUAUGGUUUCGAUAAUGAACGAAACCCAAUCGCAUCUAUGUUUAAUGUCCGAUUCUGCAUAUAAAUUCUUUGAUAAACUUGCUAGGCAAACAAAAUCCGCCAUCUGGCCAAAAGGUAUGGUGGUUUGGAAAACUUCUGACAUGGGAACGUAUAAGCCGUCAAAGAAAGAUGGCGAUCCAGCUCUAAAAGUUUCAGAUUUAGCUUACAUAGAUUACACGAAAACAGCAAGUGGAGAGUAUAAAGGGGUUGUUAUAUCCCACAGGACAAUUAUGAACCAAAUGGUAAUGAUGGAUAAGAUGCUAAGCACAAGCCCAAAGAUUAAGAAGCCUUUGGUGAGGUCAACUAUCAAGCAAUCGUCUUCUAGAAACACAAUUUUAAGUACCCUAGAUGUCCGUGGCUCAAUUGGUAUGAUAAUGUCACUCUUUGCUGUUUACUCAGGUAAUUUACUUGUAUGUAUUCCUGCAUCGAUUGCAGAAGUUCCCGGUUUAUUUGCCAGCUCAUUAUCUUCAUAUCAUGUUUCUGUUGUAUUGACAGAUUAUGCACUACUAAAAACCGUUGUUUACAAUUACCAAUCGUUUCCACAAAGUACAAGGACAUUUAGCAAACGUAAGAUUGAUCUAUCCUGCAUUAAUUGGUGCUUGAUAGAUACGUUCACCAUCGACUGUGAGUUCAAUGAAGUCUUAAGCAAUAGAUGGCUCAAACCGUUGGGAAGUGUGAAUUUUAGGAGGAUUGUUACACCGAUAUUAUCUUUGUCAGAACAUGGUGGUGCUAUUAUCUCCAUGAGAGACUGGUAUGGGAAUGAGGAGCAACUUGGCUGCAUUUUUAGUUCCAACUCUAAUGUCAUAGAGACUGAUGAGUUUGGAGACGAUGAUUCAUCUGACAGAUUAUCUGAGAUUUUGAUUGAUAAGAAUUCUCUUUCUACUAAUUCUGUGAAGGUAAUAAAUGACAGCCCACCGAACGUUUCUUCAUCUGAAUCCAAAUCCAAUAUCAACUAUAUACGAGUUGGUGCAUUUGGCUACCCUUUACCAGAUUCUACUUUAGCUAUUGUUAACCCUGAAAACAAAAUAUUGAGUGGUGUUCUCGAAGUGGGGGAGAUAUGGGUUGAUUCAAAUUGUAUUUCCGGAGGCUAUUGGGGGUUACCAGAAGAGACUGAAGAUAUUUUCCAGGCAGAGUGCUCUGACUAUGAUGGUGUACUAAGUCUGAGGUUUGUCAGAACAGGUCUAUUGGGGUUCAUAUAUAAUGGGGAAAUUUAUGUUCUUGGGUUAUAUGAAGAUCGUAUAAACCAACGUGUAACAUGGUAUGACCAGUAUCUAGCGCUGAACGGAGAAGAUACUAAAACUGAUAAUGAUGAAGCAACUAUGUUAUCCAAGGUUUUGACGUCCGAUGUUGAGAGUGUCUAUAAACAAAUGGCAAAAAAGAUGAAAAUUCCAACUAAUGACAUCGACCUUUCUCAAAGUUUGUCAAAAAGGUAUGUGUAUAAGUACCAUUAUUCAAGUCAUCUCGUCAAAACCUUGGCUCGGCACCUUCCAUUCUUUAAAGAUUGUGCUUUCUUUAACUUAAAGGUCAACAGUGAGUACUUGCCUGUUGGUGUUAUGGAGAGUGGGGUAGGCGGAGAUUCAUCUGCCGCUGCCCAAAUUGAGUUGCAAUCAAUGAUAAGUGAAGCCUUUUCUCUAUUGGAGAAACAUCACAAUGUCAGAUUGUUUUUCAUGGUUGUGACCAAAGUAGGCACCUUAUCCAGGUCCAUGAAAUCAGGGAGGAUGGAAAUUGCAAACACCCUUACCAAAAGAAAGUUCCUAGAAGGUAGACUACCAAGUUUGUACGUUUCUUUCAAACCAUAUAAUUCCUUGGGAACUAUUUAUCAUAAUGAAGAUAUGACAGGCAGCAUUUGGUCGGCCUACAGCUCAUUAAUAAGAGCCGAGUUAUUAGACUUUUCAUCCUUGCAAACUUCUGGGUUGGAUCUAAGAGAUUCUGCUGUAGACGAAAGAACACAGAUAAGCUUAUCAGAUUUCAAAGACCCCAUCUCCCUACUAGAGUUUCGAGCAAACAAACAGUCGGAUGAAUUGGCGUACGCACAGAUUGAAGGCAUAGUAAUUAAAGUCAACAAGCCGUUGACUACAUGGAAAAAAUUUGAGAGUAAAGUAUUUUCAAUAUGUUCCUAUAUUCUUGAGAAAAAAGUCUUAAAAGCUGGAGAUGCUGUUGUAUUAAUGUAUCCUUUAGGAGAAGAGCUUCUAUCUUGCUUAUACGCAUGUUGGAUGUCUGGGUUUAUAGUUAUUCCGAUGGAUCCUUCUUGUAAGGAUAAUUCUUCAACUGAUGAUGAUGCAAUUGCUUUGGCCCAAAUUAUCAAGGAGUAUAAGGUUAAGGCAAUAUUUGUCAACAAUGAAACAGAAUCAUUGAUUAAAACCAAAUCUUUCAAUAGCAAACUCAAAACUGCGGCAUCCAGAGUUCGUUGUGAAGUGCCUAAGCUAAGGAACACCACCAAGCAUGCUAAAACAGGGUCAUCAGGGAAAUCAACUUAUAGAAAGAUGGAACAAUACAGAAAAAAUGUCCUUUCUAAAGAGAAGCCCUUUACAGUCUGGCUCAAUACCUCACCAAAUGGGAAUCACACUUCAACGAAAGUUUCAUGCGAAAAUCUAAUGCAAAUGUGUUUGUCAAUAAAAGAAACAUGUCAAAUGAAAAGUUCGAUUCCGUUGCUUGGAUGUUCCAACUAUACAAGUGGCAUUGGAUUUCUUUUGGGCUGCGUUAUGGGGGUGUACCUGGGGACUACUACCUAUCUGAUGAAUAACACCGAAUUUACUCAUCAUACAAAUACAUUUUUCCAAGCUAUUGAAAGAUAUAGAAUUGAGAAUGUGCAUUUGGAUGACCACAUGCUGCUAUAUGCUUUAAAACGAAACUCUAUGAAAAAAACGGAUCUCAAGUGUAUGAAGAACUUGAUGGUGUCAUGGGCCGGCCAAAGACCCGAUCCUAUGUUAACAAUGAAAUAUAAGGAGGUUUUGGAUUUGGCGAAUAUUCGGUUGAAGACCAUUUCAAAUGUUUAUGAUCAUAUCCUACACCCUCUAGUAAGUACCAGAUCUUAUUUAUCAUUUGAUCCAGUCAUUCUAUGGUUGGAUCCGUAUGGGUUAUCACAAGGUUACAUUAGUAUUGUGAAUCACAAUGAUUCUCCUAACUCGAUUCCUGUGAUCGACUCGGGUAUUGUUUCAGUAAACACAGAGGUAAUUAUUGUCAACCCUGAAACCAAAAACAUAUGUAAAGUGGGUGAAUUUGGUGAAAUAUGGAUCUCUUCAAGUUCAAUGGCAGAUGGUUUUGCUGGUAAGGACAGUACAAAUUUGAACACAGAAAUGCUAGGCGGUAAAAUAGAGAUUUCCGAUAAGGAAUACGUGAGAACAGGGGAUUUUGGGUUUUUACACACCAUCACCAAGAACGAAAGGAACAUCCCAGUUGAAAUGCAGCUAUUAUACAACCUAGGAAAGAUACAUGAAACAUUCGAAUAUUGUGGUCUACAAUAUUUUGCUAGUGACGUUGAGCACAGCUUAGAAACGUUUGAUGGAAUCAACAAAUGCUGUGUGUUUAAAGCUGGAGUGUACACUAUAUUGGUUGCAGCUACGUCGACAAAGAGAAGCUUAAGUACGAUCACGCCCUUGAUGAUUUUGAAACUUUUGAAUAAGGUCAAACUUGUUGUCGAUAUCGUUUCCUUUGUGGAUGCUGAUAGGUUACCUAUAACUAGAACAGGUCGUGUACAGCGGUCACUAGUGGCUGAUAGAUGGUUAAAGAAGUCCUUAAGCAUUAAGGCAACUUACGGCGUUUCGUAUGGGGAAGAACAAAUGAUCAAAGCAGUCAAUAUGCAGGAAUGGGUCGAGGAGAGACUCGACAAACUAAAAUAG